AUGGGCCUCCUGACCCAGCUGCUGGAGUCCUCUGACUAUCUCCAGGAGUGUAGAAAUCCUCACAGUAGCCCAUCCCUCAGGACCAGUAGCCCAAACUGGUCAACCCCAGUCCUCAGCUGGGGGACAAACAAAGACAGUCAGCAGGGGAGGCCUCGAUCACCCCCAGCCCUUGACGGUGUGUGCGGUCGCUUCUUUGGCACAGAGAAAGAAGAGGAGGAAAUUGAACAACCCCAGGAGGAUUGCGCGGGCCAGCUGUCAGAGACGGACUCGUCUUCUUAUUGGUUUCCUCAUCAGAGAGCUGAAAAGAAAGCGGGCAGAAAAUCUCAGCCUCACAGAGCCGCUCAAAAAGGGUCUGGUCUCCAUGGAGACAUAAAGAUCUCCUCCAUCACAACAAGUCAGAGGUCUUCAUCUUCUUCUUCAGGUCCAGAGAGGACCCCACCUCAGGAACCAAUCAUCUCCCAAGUGCCAUUAAGAUUGCAGAUCAAAGUGCCCGGUCAGAGGGGGAGUUUAGGAUUCAGCAUUGCAGGUGGGCGGGGGUCUCUGCCUUAUAAAGAAAACGAUGAGGGCAUCUUCAUUUCCAGAGUAAUCAAAGGAGGAGCGUCAGAAAAGGCCGGUGUCCAUGUUGGAGACAGAUUAAUGGAGGUCAACGGCCUCGACAUGCAGGGAGCGACGCACCAUCAGGCCGUCAGCGCCCUCAGGAAUGCUGGGAGCUGCAUCAAGAUGAAAGUGCUCAGAGAGCGGCUGCUUCCCCGGGAAGUGUGCGAGCCACCUCUAGAUGUGACGGGACAACAGCUGCGGGGCCGGAGGAGCAAACAUCAGAAGGAAGAAAGCAGAGAGGACUGCAUGUCUAAGAAGGUUGAGGCUGUUGUCUGCAACGGCAACUGCAUUUCUGAUUUGGAGAGGGAGCUGAAGAGGACCCUGUCGGAGUUGGAGGCAGUCACCAAAGCAAAAAAUGAUUCACUCCAAGGAGGGAAGCACACAAUGACAAUCCCCCGGAUCAUCCUCACUCAUCCCUCUACCUCAGAUGAAGAUGUGGAGCUCUUGACACAGAGCCCCAACAGAGAGCUGCAGCAUGAUGACGUUCCUGACAGAUGCUGUUUUGACAGUGCCUUCUACCCACUUUGACCACAGCCUGAGGAAUAAAGAUGAAGGACAAAGACUUCGGUUUCCCUCCUCUUUCACUGACGAUUCUGUGGGAGACUGAAAAGCUUGUUUUGUCUGCCAGAUUUAAGUGCUGCUAAAAGUGAUGUGAAAGUUAUUUGAAAGAACUUUAUUUUUCUAGCUAAAACCACAGAGACUUGUCUGUGCAUGAGAAAAGACUGACAGGCAGAAUAAGACAUCUCUCUGCUGAAAACGGUAGACAUGAAUGCUGCUGGCUACUCCUGCAUCGCACCACCAGGCUUUAAGUUUCAAUACACAGUGUCUGCAACCGUGACGGUGUGGAGCCUUCAGAUGUUUUUUAGCCUGCACCAAGAUAAAAGACCACACAGCUGAACAGAGCACACAGCAGGGAGUCAGACUCCUGCUCAGACACGAGUCAGACUGAACUCUGCAUAUUCACGCUCUUCCUGUGUGAGCUAAACUCAGACCCUGGAGGUUACACACUCUCCUUUAUGAGAGGAUAAGAGGAGGUAAGACACCAC
This is a messenger RNA of Cheilinus undulatus (humphead wrasse), 1643 nucleotides long. Its product is annotated as protein scribble homolog. Gene Ontology annotation, biological process: neurotransmitter receptor transport, endosome to postsynaptic membrane; neurotransmitter receptor transport postsynaptic membrane to endosome. Gene Ontology annotation, cellular component: postsynaptic membrane; postsynaptic density; adherens junction. Gene Ontology annotation, molecular function: protein binding. The record is from RefSeq and is a predicted model, not a curated record. NCBI's taxonomy places the organism in Eukaryota, Metazoa, Chordata, Actinopteri, Labriformes, Labridae. The transcript has 8 exons. The coding region runs from base 1 to 1125 and encodes 374 amino acids.